UCAGGUUAUAGAAGGCCGUCGAUCAACGCUUCACCAUACCCGCUACUUUCAUCCUAUUCGCUUGUUUCUCCACUGUGGUAAUCUCAAGGCAGCCCAACUAUCCUGACCAAGGCUGUUCCACUCCCCAGUCAGCCCCAGUAGAUCUUACCGCUUGUUUCAGCAGUGUGCCACCUCCCUUCCCCGCUUCUUUUCCAGUCAACCUGUUGCCAGUGUCAUUUCUCAACCUAGUCUGCACGGCUUGGAAUAACAUAUCAUAGGUUGAAAAGAGCUUGAGGAUGGGCCAAGAAGCAUGUGCUGUUAUGAUAGACUGAUUGGUGAGCUAAUUCUACCGUUUUUGUGUAGGGUUGUGAUCCAAUGACUCGUUUUGGACAACGGCGCUGAGGGAUUCUAAAAAAACAAUAACAACCAACUCGAGCAACAUCCCUUGGAUCUUCUCCUCAUGGAUCGAAUGACCAAUCACGAGUAUGAUCAACAGUAUCGCCAGCAUAUGGACAAAGUCCAGCGCCAAGCCCAGUAUAUCAACGACUUAUUACGUUACUCGUCCCUUCAGGACCAAACUCGUUCUUCCCAACACCGACAACAACAGUAUCACCGUGGCCACGUUAACGUACCUCUAACAAGACACGCUACAUACCAAGAUCAAGAAGACGACGAUAUAUCAGAAAUUAUUGUUCCAGUCAAACCUAAGCCUAAACCUCUUAAACCCAUACUGCGACGUACUGUAUCAUCCACAGUUGCCACAACUCAGCCGCAGCCGACCUCGGCUCGUCGUCGGCCGAUCUCCGCCAACCAGACACGACAACAACCCCACUAUAAAGAAAGAAUACCGACAAAUGAUUUUCGAAAAGUUCGAAUACAGGAAACGCAUGAUGUUGCGUAUUAUCCAUAUAACCAUGCGAGCGAGGAAGAGGACGAAGAAGAAGAGGAAGAAGAAGAGGAGGAACUCUGGUAUGACGAAAGGCAGACGUAUCGCCAACCCAGCAGUCAUCAUCAUCAUACCCAACCCUAUCAAAGCGAGAGCGAAGAAGAUGAAACCGAUUCGUACUCAUCCAAUGAACCACACGUACAACCUAGUCCAACAUGGGGUAGAGCUUCCCCACCGCCUCGACGAGCGAGCCAAGUCAGCAACAACGAUACUGCUAACCGUCGGUAUCCAACUCAGAGGUUAGAGAAUUACCUGAAUGCAUCGGCUGUCAGCCCACCUUCACAUCACAGGCAGCCACCUCAAGAUUAUACGGAAUCAGGGCAAAGCACGCCUACAGCCAAUAACGCAGUAACAUCUAUGUUAGAACAAUUUUUUAUAAAAACGCCAAGCGGUCCUGUGCUUAGCAGUACGGUAUCAUCGCCAAUAAGCUCACAAGGGGAUGCGACGAGUUUCCAGUCAUCGCCACGAACACCUUCUUAUUCUUCAUCGACGACAGCGAGCAACUCAUCUACCAACAAAAGCUUUUUUUCUUCCAUAUUCCGCAAAGGCCCAACCUCCCCUGGUGCACCGAAUAUUAUUGCCGCACGACCGCCACAGCGUCUUAACGCCAAGCGCAGCGAACUUUUGAGCCCACAGGAUAUGGCGGAAAUCCGAGAUUCCACCCGAUACGACGCAGGCGAGGUACGGUCUGGGACACCGGCCAAGGAUCGAAAGGCCAUGAAAGUGGCGUCGUUGCCCCAUGUGUGGUGUUUUCGUAUCUGGUCGCAGCAGCAACCCCAUCACGAACAGGAAACGCCGGUAUGGACGGCGUUUGAUUACAGCAAUCAGAAAAAGCUCUCAAAGGCGUUCAGUGGGGGCAAAGAAUGCCAUUUCCGAGAUAGCCAUUUGCAAGGGGACGUCCUGGUGCUGCCCUCUCACAAUACUGGCCAGGUGUUUGAAGGAAGCAACUCAGUCAUGCUCGAAGUACGGCAAAUAAGCGUUCAGCAAGACACCACCUUCGUAUAUCGUGAAGGGGUGAGAGCAUGAACCGCACAGGAAAACAGGUUCUCAAGCAGACAUUUAGAAAGCCGUCUGCUUGAAGCAAGUGUAUGCAGUAUUAUAAUCUCUACUAUUGUACAAUGUAAAUUUUGACCUUUAAAAACAAUAUAUAUAUAAAUCUUUUUGCAAGAAGCAUGCAAAGCAAACA
This is a messenger RNA of Umbelopsis ramanniana AG, 2111 nucleotides long. RefSeq lists its product as uncharacterized. The transcript has a single exon. The record is from RefSeq and is a predicted model, not a curated record. The coding region runs from base 440 to 1951 and encodes 503 amino acids. NCBI's taxonomy places the organism in Eukaryota, Fungi, Mucoromycota, Umbelopsidomycetes, Umbelopsidales, Umbelopsidaceae.